AUGCGUUCCAUGCUCGGCUUGCCGGCAUCCACAGCCUCCACGAGCGACAGCAUCCUGGUCAUCAUCAACGCUCAAAACGAGUACGCAACUGGCAAGCUAGCCGUCUCGGAUAUCAAAGCAUCCCGAGCAAAGAUAGCCUCUCUGCUGGAGAAAUAUCGCGUCGCAAAGGCUCCGAUCAUCCACGUCGUCCAUGAAGUGCCAGCUGGUGCCCCCAUCUUUACGCCUGGCACCGAGCUCGCCGAGGAAUUAUCAGAGCUGAAGCCGCUUGAGGGGGAAAGUGUGGUCACCAAGCAUUUUCUUCCAGGCUCCUUCACGGGAAGGAACAAGGUGGUUUUGACUGGAUACAUGGCACACGUUUGUAUCUCGACGACUGCUCGACAGGCCAGUGAAAAGGGGUGGGACGUGAUCGUUGUUGAAGACGCCGUCGGUGACCGCAAUAUCCCUGGAACGAAUGCUGAGGAGUUGACCAAGAUCGCGUUGGCUGAAAUUGCGGAUGCCUUCGGUACUGUGGCCAGGUAUUUCUGUUAG
Messenger RNA from Colletotrichum phormii, 528 nucleotides. RefSeq names its product Isochorismatase-like protein. NCBI's taxonomy places the organism in Eukaryota, Fungi, Ascomycota, Sordariomycetes, Glomerellales, Glomerellaceae. The coding region runs from base 1 to 528 and encodes 175 amino acids. The record is from RefSeq and is a predicted model, not a curated record. The transcript is spliced from 4 exons.